UAAGCAGUCGCGACGCGAGAGAGCACAGUCAAGGUGGACUAUGCUCGCGAAAUGUAGCAAUGCUCGCGUACUCCAUGGUUAUCGCACAUGGAAUGAGUUCUAGUGUGUAAUGUGACGGUCUCUUUUUAAGUAUUUCAGCUAAAGAAAGUGUUAAAUAACCGGCAAGAUGUAUUACUCUUCGGAGAGUUCGGAUAGUGAGAACACGGCGGAGUCCCAUAGCCUGGACUUCUCCUACCUGAUGCUGGACACAGACUCUCUCGCGAUGCAUUUGAGGAACAGCGUGCGCGAGCAGCAGCUGAACAGACAAGAACAAGCCAAACAAUACGUUACGGCAUGUGAUAAAUCAACGGAAACUAGUCAGACGAACUGUGAUAGUGGCACAAGGCCGCGGAAUUCUGAGCCUAGACAAGAUGUGGACUACAUGAUGGCCAGACUAGUCGUUUCUUCUGCCGAGGCUGACGACCAGGACGAGGAUAGUGGUUGUGAUACAGUCACUGAGAAGUUGUUCUUGCAGCACAACAUGCUUUUAACAUUACCCUUUGAAGUAGUUAAGUUUACUAAUCUGAAGAUGCUAGAUCUGUCUAACAACAGCUUAACACAUGUGAAUGACUUCGUGUUGCAUCUUCCGGAGUUGCAAACUUUGUAUCUCCGCAACAACAAUUUGACAGAUGAUUCACUACCUAAAGAACUGUCAACUCUUUCAAAACUAAGAGAACUAAAUUUGAGUGGGAAUCAGUUGACUGUGGUGCCAAGUCAACUCUAUGAGAUGAGUACGUUAAAGUACCUGUACCUCGGAAACAACAUGAUAACAGAAGUCUUACCAGACAUCAGAGCCAUGCAAGGAUUGCAAGUGCUUCAUCUUGGGGGAAACUGCCUGGAGUCCGUCCCAGAUGAGUUGGGGGAACUACAGCAGCUCGGAGCACUAGUCUUGUGUGACAACCGCCUGUGCAAUCUUCCACGAGCAAUCUCAAAUCUCACACGCCUGCGUUCUCUCCUCCUGCACAAAAAUAAUCUGUGCUGUCUUCCGGUUGGGGCCGUCAAGCUAAGAAGUUUAACAGAGUUGAGUCUUCGAGACAAUCCCCUCGUCACACGGUUUGUCAACUCUUGUGCACGGGAACUCAUGUACAACUCGCCCACACUGUUAGAGCUGGCAGCCAGAGUUAUAAAGCUGAAGAAGAUUCAGUAUACGAAUGAGGAUCUCCCACAAACCCUCAUCACGUAUUUGAGUUCUGGACAGAGAUGUGUGAAUCCCAAAUGCAAAGGCAUGUACUUCACAUCCUGCGUGGAACAUAUAAAAUUUGUUGACUUCUGUGGAAUGUACAGAGUGCCUUUAAUGCAUUACCUGUGUUCAUCACGUUGCUCCUCCAAGACGCCAGCUUACUACAGAGCUUCAUCUUCAGAGUCUGAGAGCGAAGAAGACGAACAACCAGCUGCUAGGAUGAAGAGAGUUUUGCUGGGAUAAAUUUGAUCUGCGAGUGUUCUGCAGCCUAAUCUUGACUGCAUGUGAUGGGAAAGUAGACAGUUGAGAGAUAGUGUUGAGACUUAGUGGUAUUGAGAUGAAUGAAUAGUCCUUAGUGACGUGUGGUGUGUAAUGCCUUUGUUACAGAUGAUGAUAGAAGUGACUGAAGACUAAUUGCCAGAUAAUCUCAAGGGGUGGGAGUUUCUGAUGAAGGAAGUUUGCAGUUGUGUUUGUGUGGAAAAGUCCCUUACUGUUUGAACUAUCUUUAUGGUUCCAAGUCCAAUAUUGAAGACUAGAUUUAGUUUUUUAAUGCCUGAUUGUUUGCAGUAUGUCAUCUCUGAUUAUCAUACAUCUGCCACAAGUUAGAGUAGAACAUGAAAAAUACAUGAUAUUCAAAGAACAUAUUCAUCAGAAUCUGUGUGCUAAAAGUUUGACAGCAAUGGCUUUUUUAUGUAUUAUAGUGGUGUGCUGAUAAAAAAUUUACACAGAAUAAUUGUAAUGUCACAUUACAGCAGAAUAGAUUUUUAUAACAUAAAAUCUCAGGAAUGAGAUUGAACCAUCAUCAUUGUUCCAC
Penaeus monodon (black tiger shrimp) is the source of this 2033-nucleotide messenger RNA. Its product is annotated as leucine-rich repeat-containing protein 58-like. The record is from RefSeq and is a predicted model, not a curated record. Bases 167 to 1462 code for a protein of 431 amino acids. Gene Ontology annotation, molecular function: protein binding. The transcript has 4 exons. NCBI's taxonomy places the organism in Eukaryota, Metazoa, Arthropoda, Malacostraca, Decapoda, Penaeidae.